Molecule: messenger RNA, 4750 nt
Organism: Mya arenaria
Lineage: Eukaryota; Metazoa; Mollusca; Bivalvia; Myida; Myidae
Product: rab GDP dissociation inhibitor alpha-like
Exons: 11
Coding region: 101-1432 (443 amino acids)
Biological process (GO): protein transport; small GTPase-mediated signal transduction; vesicle-mediated transport
Cellular component (GO): cytoplasm
Molecular function (GO): Rab GDP-dissociation inhibitor activity
Source: RefSeq, a predicted model, not a curated record
AAAUAGUAAAAGUUGACGUCAGAAAGUAUUCCUCCGCUGUUAAUGUAACAAUUUUGUUUCGCCGGUGUGUCAGCUUUGUUAUUGCGGAAAAUACACAACCAUGGAUGAACAAUACGACGUCAUCGUUCUAGGAACAGGGCUCACGGAAUGUGUCCUCAGUGGGCUGAUGUCCGUAAGCAAGAAGAAGGUUCUGCAUAUGGACAGGAACGAUUACUACGGUGGCGAAAGUGCAUCUCUCACCCCACUGGAUCAGGUGUACAACCAUUUCAAGAUGGGCGUGGCACCCCCUGAGCAUUUUGGGCGGGGGCGAGACUGGAAUGUGGAUCUCAUCCCCAAGUUCAUCAUGGCUAAUGGUAAGCUGGUGCAGUUGCUGAUUCACACUGGAGUUACCAGAUACCUGGAGUUCAAGUCAAUCGAGGGAAGCUAUGUCUUCAAGGGAAAUAAAAUCCACAAGAUUCCGGCAAAUGAGAAGGAAGGGUUGGCUACAUCACUGAUGGGCCUUUUUGAGAAGAGAAGAUUCAUGAAAUUUUUCUCUUUCCUUCAAAAUUUUGAUAUCAAUAAUCCCAAGACUUGGAACGAUUUGGAUCCCAAAAAAAACACCUGUAAGGAGAUGUUCAUUAAAUUUGGGCUUGACGAGAACACCCAGGAUUUUAACGGCCAUGGAAUUGCUCUGUAUAGGAGUGAGGAAUACAAGGAUGCACCGAUGUUGGAGUUCAUUAAUCGGGGAAAGCUGUAUUAUGAAUCACUGGCGCGAUUCGGGAAAUCUCCGUAUCUUUACCCACUGUACGGCCUUGGAGAACUGCCACAGGGAUUUGCAAGGUUGAGUGCCAUCUACGGCGGCACAUACAUGCUGAACAAGCCUGGAUGUAACAUCCAGUAUGACGAAGAUGGAAAAGUAGUUGGCGUGGAAUCAGAGGGCGAGGUUGCCAAGUGUAAGCAAGUCAUCUGUGAUCCGUCAUACGCUCCGGAUAAAGUGAAGAAAACUGGUCAGGUUGUGCGGGCCAUAUGCAUUUUGAACCAUCCAGUAAAGGACACAAAAGAUGUUGCUUCAGUUCAGAUCAUUAUCCCACAGAACCAGGUCAACAGGAAACAUGACAUCUACGUCAGCGUGGUAUCCGCCACCCACCAGAUCGCGGCAAAGGGAUUCUACCUUGCCAUCGUGAGCACCACCGUGGAGACUGGAAAUCCCGAGCAGGAACUUCAAAUUGGACUUGACCUUCUCGGAGCUAUAGAACAAAAAUUUGUCACUGUUAGCGACAUGUUUGAACAAAUUCCGGGAACAGAAGAGUCAAAUGUGUUCAUUUCCAAAUCGUACGACGCUACAUCACACUUUGAAACAACAUGUGACGACGUUUUAGAUUUGUAUGAAAAAAUCAUGGGGGAGAAAUUUGACUUCUCGCAAGUGAACUUACACCAACAAGAGGAGAUGUAAUCAGAUAAAGACUUAUUUUAGAAAGAACACUUAAAUAGACCAGUUGGUGUGAAAUUUGAUUUUCUUCGUGGGUUUUCCGCCCAUCUAAGGCGACUUAAGUUCUUUAACUCCUUCGGUGUAAUUUAUGUUAGUGUAUUUGAAAGUUUACAAAUUUGGCUUAUUUCAUUUGUUUUACAUACAUGUACACAAUUAGUAUUGUAGUAUUUAUGACUCGUUGUUGUCGUAUUUUUGCCCAUGAAUCAUGAAUGUAGUAAAAGUUGUUGUGAUUGCUGUUCACUGGCCAUUAAGCUAUUCUUUUUAAAGCGUUUCAAUGAAUUUUGUAUCGAUACAUGUAAUGUACAUCAAUAAUAUACAUGUACAAAACUUGACAUCAAGCUGUUAACAGAGAAAGUGACAACUUCAACGCCAAACUGUUCACAUAACAAUUAUAAUAUAAAAAGUAAAUUUUCAUGUCGGGAAAAGAACAUGUUGAACAUUUUUAAUAGGCAAAUAGAUGUUAGAUAUUGAAUCAAAGUAAUACUUAUGAAAGAAACAGAAAGGGGCAUAUUUUAUUUUAUGAAAAAUAAAUGAAUAAAGUGUUUCUCUUGUAAUGUUCUGUACGCUUUUUUCAAGCAAUACUCCAAUAAUUAUUUAAAAAUCGUCUAAAAUCCUAUUAUUUGGUAAGAUAUCUUAACAUUAACUGUUGCUUAUCAUGACCGUAAAUGCUGUGAAUGGUUCUAAUUGUGUACAUUUUCUUUAAGAAAUGUGCGGCUUAAUGCAUAUAACAAUGAUGACUUGAUUUUUCGAAAUAAGUAUUAACGAUCUAUGAAGAAAUGGCUCAUUAAUAUACCUACAUAAUUAUUACAGUGAUAUUGCUGAAAAAUAAUUUAUUUUUUAACAUUUAAGAGGUUACAUUGUAAUAACAUCAACAAGUUUCGUUUAAAUUAAAAUCGUAAAAAUAAAAUGAAAUUUAAACAUACCUGUAUAAACCUUUAAGACUUCCACUACAGAUAUUUUUUAUAAUGCUCAAGUGUUUAGAUUGUGAAUAUUUUUCGUUAUAAUUAUGGACUUUGCAUUGUAAUCUUUACUUGUAUUUUAAAUUUCUAUAGUAUUCAGCUUUGAACCAUAAAUACAUAACUCAUAAUAAUGUAUCACAUAGUCAAGUAGAUGCAGCUUUUGUUUAAGACUUAAAAAUAUAUGCUUUCAAAGGCUUUUUCCAAUUUUGGCUUAUGAAUGUUAGGCCGUGCUGGGUUGAUUCACUGUUAAGCAUUAUCGAUUGGGAAGGUUUUCGUAUUUCGAAUCUUUAAAAAUUGAGUCCAAAAACAAUGUUUUUAUUAAGACAUUUAGUUUGGUUUCCUUACCAGGUAGCUAUAGGGCUUGAAAUAAGAACAAUUUGCUAAACUUAGAAUCAAUUUUGUGUAGAUUUACUGUGGUGAUGGUGCGCUUGAGAUUUCCCUGUAUUUAACAGUGCUAUAGUUCAGAAAUCGUGUUUUGUUUCUGGUCGCUAGGUUAUGCUUUUUAAAUGGUGCAGAAAUAGUCAUAUAGGACCUAUUUUCUCAAAGAAUAAAAAGGUUUAUGUGCUUUUCCGAAAUCCAAAAACUGGUGUGAUAUCCAUAUUAAAACAAAUUUUAUGACUGUUCACAUUAGAUAAGGGGUAAUUUGAAAAUCCCAUGAUAGGCAUUGAUUAAAUUAAUUCAACUCUUACUUUCAUAUUAUUAAAGCGGAAAUUUACGAUAUUUUGUCGUACUGUAGUGUAAAUUAUAUGCUUAGAUUAAGAAUUUGGGGUGGCUCCAUUUUUUUCAAGAAUGUUUUGCGAUUAAAUACUGGCUGAAUAAGGCAACCCAUGUACAAUUACAUAAUUUUGGAUGCCCGAGUACCAUUCGCCUAUUAUUUUGGUAUUUGAAAAGAGUGUGAUGAGUAGUGAAAGAAUGUAUUAUAAUUAUAUCCAUAAAAAUGUUGCAACUGGUACCAAAACUAUAUAUGCAUUCACAAGGCAUAAAAAUUUAACAUUAUCUACAAUGGCAAGAUUAUUUAAACGUCAGCUACCUUUAAUCCUUGUAUUGAUGACGGUUGUCAAUACAAGAAUUCAGUCCAUUCCAUUGAGUGCUUAUGUAUGAUUCUAUUUCGUCAUGUCUAGGGUUAGCCAUCCAUCAUUAGAAUGCAAAGAUGUGUUAGUGCAUUUAAGCUAUUAACAUCAAGAUUAUUUCUUUGUUUGACUAAUAUUGAUUUACCAUUAUAUUAUUUUAAACAUUGAUUACUUACAUUUUUGAAUAACACCAUGAUGACGCUACUAUUAUGAUAUAUUAACUUUAAGGGUUGGCAUUAAAACAAAUUUCAAUGAUUAUUUAGCUAUUUUAUUCAUUCGUUUCUUAAAUGCUUAUAUGAAAAAAGCUCUUCGUGAAAACUUUAAAAUAUUUGAACUUAACAUUUUGUCACUGUAAAAUGAAACUUAACCAGUAGUAUUUUUUGUCUUAAUGAUGGAUGGCUUACCUUAAAGUCUUAUGUCAUUUUUUUCUGUGCAAUAUUGUCAAUAAUUAUAUGGUACUAUUAGUUCAAUAUAUUUUGCUGUAUUCCACUUUUCGACUCUAACUUGUAGCACAAAAUUGAAGAAUUUCUUUCUUUGAUCGAUUUUUCAAUAAAAUGUGUACAAACUGUGAGAUAUAAUACACUCCACAAAAUGAAUUUAGGGACAACUACAAUUACAAUUACUACAAUUAAUUGUUUAAAUAUUGAUAUAGCACAACUUAUUUUUAGAAAGGCCUAUUGGAAAUGUUGCUAACAUGCAUAUCGACUAGUUUGAAAAUUUAAAUGAUUUGAUUGGUUAAUAAUAUUUUUCAAUACAUAUUGACCAAUCAAUAAACUCAUUGGCUAAGUUGGCUAACCAGUUCAAGAGUGCGAUUUUAAUGAAAUCUGAUUUUAUUAAGUGACCCUCAAUGCAUUUUGUUGAGUGUAUGUAUACACAAUUUUUAAAUUUCUCGACCAACAAAGAAAUGCUAGCGGAAUUGUUUAUUCUUAUUCAUGAUAUUGUGACAAAUGUCUUUGAGUAAUAUGAAUAAUAAUUAUUGUGUAUUUUAAAACUGUGGAUAAAAGUGAUGCGGGUUUAAAUUAUACACUAGAAAUACAAUUCUUAUGGAAGAUAUAAUUUUUGGCAAAUUUUUCAGCAAAAGUUUCUAGUUCUUAUAAAAAAAAAGACAUGGUUGUUGAAAUUGACUAAACUUGUAAAAAAUGAUGACACUGGUUUUUUAUUUUAUUAAGUUGUAGCUAAUUCUGUAAUCAAUUCCUUUGUUGAUAAAUGUGCAUUUGAUGGUCAUAACAAAUAAACAAUUUAAAAACUCUAGA